AUGGGUCACUCCUACGGAAAGAGAGCGGGCACCCGCUAUGCCUUCAGCCGGGACUUCCGCAAGAAGGGUAUGAUUGCCCUGAACACCUAUCUCCGACAGUACCGCGUUGGUGAUAUCGUCGACAUCAAGGCGAACGGUGCCGUCCAGAAGGGUAUGCCCUUCAAGGUGUACCACGGCAAGACUGGUGUCAUCUACAACGUCACCAAGUCUGCUGUCGGUGUCAUCAUCUACAAGCAGGUGAAGCACCGAUACAUCGAGAAGCGAAUCAACGUCCGAAUCGAGCACAUCCAGCAGUCCCGAUCUCGUGAGGACUUCCUCAAGCGAGUCAAGGCUAACGCCGAGGCCAAGCGUGAGGCCAAGGCCAACGGUACCGUCGUCCAGGUCAAGCGUCAGCCCGCUGGACCCCGUGAGGCUCACACACUGUCGCUCGCCGACAACCCUCCUCAGACCGUCACUCCUCUUCCCUACGAGACUACGAUCUAA
Molecule: messenger RNA, 483 nt
Organism: Fusarium redolens
Lineage: Eukaryota; Fungi; Ascomycota; Sordariomycetes; Hypocreales; Nectriaceae
Product: ribosomal protein L21e-domain-containing protein
Exons: 3
Coding region: 1-483 (160 amino acids)
Biological process (GO): translation
Cellular component (GO): ribosome; cytosolic large ribosomal subunit
Molecular function (GO): structural constituent of ribosome
Source: RefSeq, a predicted model, not a curated record